CCUCCUAAUAUUAGCUGCUUCUUGCUAUUAAAGCGCGCGUACAGCUGUAAGGUUGAGAGCCUAAUCUACUACUACAUUAACCACAUCACUAAGCUUAAGUUUCUGCUAGCGUUUAAGGCAGCCUUUACACAAUUGUUUAUGCUAGAUAAUAUCUGCUUAGCGUUUAGAGGCGCAGGCCUUCAGAUUGCUCGUGAGCAGCGUCAAGGAGGAGAUCAAUCAGGCCUUAGCCGCCAGGCUCUAGCGCGCUGCAGGAGGUGCAGAGAGACUGGCCAUAACUCACGUACGUGCAAAGUAGAUACUUAAGAUACUGCUUUAUCUA
This is a messenger RNA of Didymella exigua CBS 183.55, 319 nucleotides long. RefSeq lists its product as uncharacterized. The record is from RefSeq and is a predicted model, not a curated record. The transcript has 2 exons. Lineage: Eukaryota; Fungi; Ascomycota; Dothideomycetes; Pleosporales; Didymellaceae. The annotation marks the transcript as partial.